This is a messenger RNA of Spinacia oleracea (spinach), 1738 nucleotides long. RefSeq names its product autophagy-related protein 18a. The transcript is spliced from 4 exons. Bases 158 to 1513 code for a protein of 451 amino acids. Lineage: Eukaryota; Viridiplantae; Streptophyta; Magnoliopsida; Caryophyllales; Amaranthaceae. Gene Ontology annotation, molecular function: protein binding. The record is from RefSeq and is a predicted model, not a curated record.
AACUAGGCAUUAAACAAAUUUCCAAAACCGUCUUCAAUCCAAAUUUCCUAACUACCCUAAUUCAUUUUCUACUGUUCUUCUUCUACUACUCCGUACUUCAUCUCAAAAUUAAAAGUCAUCAUCAAAUACUUUCUUUCAUCUUUCCAAGCUUUCAUCAAUGGCGACCGUUUCAGCUUGGCCGGACAAUCCACAUCCAAAUCCUAACCCUAAUUCUUCAUCUUCUUCCCCACCUUCAUUCCUCCUUCUUGAUCCAAACCCACAACCGCCGCUACCAUCACCGUCUUCAUCGCCCAUGUCGCAGCAGUCUGAUCACCUUUACUUCGAUACCAAUUCCGACGAACCUGAUUCUCUCUCUCCUCCUUCUUCUCUCCCCCCUAUCCGCACUUCUGUACCUGAAAACACUAACCCUAUUCCUAAUUCUAAUUCCCCUAAUUCGCUUUCGUCAUCUCAGCCUCUUACUCUUCUUCAUGUUUCUUUUAAUCAAGAUUUCGGGUGUUUUUCUUCUGGAACUGAUCGAGGGUUUAGAAUCUAUAAUUGCGAUCCGUUUCGUGAGAUUUUCCGGCGGGAUUUUGAUCGAGGCGGGGGGAUAGGGAAGGUAGAAAUGCUGUACCGUUGUAAUAUUCUAGCUUUAGUAGGCGGAGGACCUGAACCUCAGUAUCCUGUUAAUAAGGUCAUGAUUUGGGAUGAUCAUCAAAGUCGGUGUAUUGGGGAACUGUCGUUCCGGUCCGAGGUUCGCGGUGUUCGGCUGCGCCGUGAUCGGAUUGUGGUGGUAUUGGAGCAGAAGGUGUUUGUUUAUAAUUUUGCUGAUUUGAAGCUUUUGCAUCAGAUUGAGACUAGCGCCAAUCCGAAGGGUUUGUGUGAGGUUUCACAAUCGGCCGGGAAAUUGGUGUUGGUCUGUCCUGGCUUGCGGAAGGGGCAAAUUAGGGUUGAACAUUAUGCUUCUAGAAAGACUAAGUUUAUCAUGGCUCAUGAUUCGAGAGUUGCUUGCUUUUCUUUGACACAAGAUGGAGGUCUUUUGGCAACUGCUAGUUCGAAGGGGACGCUUGUGAGGAUCUUUAACACUUUUGAUGGUACAUUGCUGCAGGAGGUAAGAAGAGGUGCAGAUAGAGCAGAGAUAUACAGUUUGGCCUUCUCUACAACUGCUCAAUGGUUAGCUGUUUCAAGUGACAAGGGUACUGUACACGUAUUCGGCUUGAAAGUUAAUUCAGGCUCCCUAGUCAAUGAAAAUCUAAGUCCUCCUCCUGAAAGCAAUGCUGCUGGCGCACCAGUUGGUUCAUCUCUUUCGUUUAUAAAAGGAGUGUUACCUAGGUACUUCAAUUCAGAAUGGUCGGUUGCUCAAUUCCGUUUGCUUGAAGGGAACCAAUAUAUUGUUGCAUUUGGGCAUCAAAAGAAUACAGUGGUAAUUCUUGGCAUGGAUGGAAGCUUCUACCGCUGCAAGUUUGAUCCUGUAAAGGGUGGAGAGAUGAUCCAAUUGGAAUAUAACAACUUUCUGAAGCCAGAAGAACCUUUCUAACAAAAUGCAGCAAUUCCCUUUGACUUGUCCCCCCCUUGAAUGUAUAUUGUUUUAUCAAUUUGUUUCACCAUUUUGCCUACCUCUGUAUCUAUAAAGCUUUCAGAGGUAUACACUACGCACGGUUAUGUUGUAAAUAUUGGAUUAUGGAUCUUUGUAACUGAAUGUACUUAAUCGAUAACAUGUAAUAUCUGAAGAUGCUUACGUAAAAUCCUUGCUGUCUUGCUA